This is a messenger RNA of Chaetura pelagica (chimney swift), 291 nucleotides long. Its product is annotated as protein S100-A13-like. Lineage: Eukaryota; Metazoa; Chordata; Aves; Apodiformes; Apodidae. Gene Ontology annotation, molecular function: RAGE receptor binding. The transcript has 2 exons. Gene Ontology annotation, biological process: positive regulation of cell population proliferation; positive regulation of canonical NF-kappaB signal transduction. The record is from RefSeq and is a predicted model, not a curated record. Bases 1 to 291 code for a protein of 96 amino acids. Gene Ontology annotation, cellular component: perinuclear region of cytoplasm.
AUGGCCACGGGGGAGCUGACAGAGCUGGAAAGGGCCAUCGAGCAGGUUGUCACUGUCUUCUUCACCCACGCGGGGAAGGGGGGCAAGAAGGGCUCUCUGACCACCAGCCAGUUCAAGGAGCUGGUCCAGCUCCAGCUGCCCAACCUGAUGAAGGAUGUUCCUUCCCUGGAGGAGAAGAUGCAGGAGCUGGAUGUGAACAAGGAUGAGGAGCUGGGAUUUGGGGAGUACUGGAGGCUGGUGGGGGAGCUGGCCAAGGCCAUGAGGAGGGAGAGAGCAGGGAAGAAGAAGUGA